Messenger RNA from Daucus carota subsp. sativus, 1841 nucleotides. RefSeq names its product cytochrome P450 CYP72A219. NCBI's taxonomy places the organism in Eukaryota, Viridiplantae, Streptophyta, Magnoliopsida, Apiales, Apiaceae. The transcript has 5 exons. The coding region runs from base 111 to 1676 and encodes 521 amino acids. The record is from RefSeq and is a predicted model, not a curated record. Gene Ontology annotation, molecular function: oxidoreductase activity, acting on paired donors, with incorporation or reduction of molecular oxygen; heme binding; iron ion binding.
UUUAUUAUAUAUAAAUAGAUGGAGGUACUCCCAGGGCCAGCAAUAGCAAGCUACACAUUGGGCAUUUGCUAUCAUAUACAAUACAAGUUGUAGUGAAAUACCAACUAAAUAUGGAGGUUUGGAAGCUUUUGGCUUCAGUGGCAGGCUCACUUGCUCUGAUCAUCAUUUCCCACUUUGCUCUGAAAUUGUAUCAAAGGCUAUGGGCGAGACCCAAAAAGAUAGAGAAACAACUGAAAGAGUUGGGGUUCAAAGGAAAUCCUUACAGAUUUUUGCAUGGAGACAUGAAGGAGUUCUUCGCCGUGGCAGGAGAAGCCACUUCCAAGCCCAUGGACUUCUCUCACGACAUCGGAGCACGAGUCCUACCUUACGAGCAUCACAUUGUCAAGAAGCAUGGCAAAAGCUCAUUUGUAUGGUUCGGAGCAAAACCGAGGCUAAACAUUAUGGAUCCGAUGCUAGUUAAGGAGAUUUUGUCCAAGCCUGAUGACUUCCAUAAAGUGUACCCAGAUCCGGUUGCUGACCUUGUCGUAGGAGGGCUUUCGACGGCUCAUGGUGAAAAAUGGCCGAGGCACAGAAAGAUAAUCAACCUCGCUUUCAAUUUAGAGAAGCUAAAGGGCACAUUACCAGAAGUUUACUUGAGUUGCAAAGAUACGAUCAGUAAGUGGAAGUCAUUGGUCUCGGCAACUUCAGGAUUUACUGAAAUUGAUGCCUGGCCUUAUAUCGAAAAUCUGGCUCGUGAUAUGAUUUCUCGAGCAGCUUUUGGCAGUAAUUUUGAAGAAGGAAGAAGAAUAUUCCAACUCCAUGAGAUGCAAGCUGAUCUUGCAUUUCAGUUUAUGGGUACGAGUUACAUCCCAUGGGCCAGUCACUUUAAAAUAAAAGAAAAAAAGAAAAUGAGGGUAUUGAACCAGGAAAUGAUAGAUCAACUGAGUAGGAUCGUGAAGAAAAGAGAGGAGACGGUGAAAAGAGGAGAGGAAGUGAACAAAGAUGACUUGUUAAGUGUAUUACUGGAAGCCACCAGGAAAGAGAACCAAGAAGAAGGAUCAGGAAUGAGUAUGGAAGAAGUGAUAGACGAGUGCAAGGUUUUCUAUUCGGCUGGAGCUGAUUCGACUGCCCGAUUGCUCAUCUGGACUAUUGUAUGUUUGAGCAAACACACCGACUGGCAAUCUCGCGCCAGAGAUGAGGUUUUCCAGGUCAUGGGAAAAAAAGACAUCGAUUUUGAAAAGCUUAGCCACCUCAAAAUUAUAACCAUGAUACUGUACGAGGUGCUUAGGCUAUAUCCGCCAGCAGGUAUGCUUCUACGCGCAACUUCUAAGAAGAUGAAGCUAGGAAACCUGACUAUACCACCGUGGGUGCACUUGACAAUGCCAGUCAUUUUUCACAACCACGACACUGAAAUUUGGGGCGAAGACGCGAAAGAGUUCAAUCCCGAGAGGUUUUCUCAGGGAAUUUCUAAUGCAACGAAAGGAUUACCUGUGUUUAUUCCAUUCAGUUGGGGUCCCAGAACAUGCAUCGGGCAACACUUUGCCAUGAUAGAAGUGAAGAUGGCUGUAGCAAUGAUACUACAGAACUUCUCACUUGAGCUUUCACCAUCUUAUCUGCAUGCUCCUGAAUUGUAUUUUCUUAUGCGACCACAAUAUGGUGCUCAAAUUAUUCUGCAAGACCUUAGUGCUACGCAGUAAAAUUGGUCGUCUUUUUUACAUGUAGUUUCAGAACUGCACUUUUUUUUUUUUUUUUUUUUGACAGAAGUUUCAGAACUGCACUUGAUUAUAAUAAUGUUCAAUGUAUUCUAAUGUCUGUAAGUUCUGUAUUUGUUCAGUUAAAUAAAAAAUAAAUUUUAUUUGAAA